Vicia villosa (hairy vetch) is the source of this 2386-nucleotide messenger RNA. RefSeq lists its product as uncharacterized. The record is from RefSeq and is a predicted model, not a curated record. The transcript has 8 exons. Gene Ontology annotation, molecular function: protein binding. Bases 43 to 2211 code for a protein of 722 amino acids. NCBI's taxonomy places the organism in Eukaryota, Viridiplantae, Streptophyta, Magnoliopsida, Fabales, Fabaceae.
AACUCACAUUGUUCUUUCACUCUUCAAUUCAACAUUAUUGAAAUGCGCAACUAUAUUGAUAUGCUAGACUAUAUUUAUGACACAUUAUACUUAUCGGAUUCGGAAGGUAACAUCGAAGCGGACACGCUACGACGGUAUACAAUAGAAGGAAAUUGGAAAGAAGUUGAGAAUCUAUACAAUUCAGAUCCAAAAUUCAGCACAAUAAAAAUCAACAAAAGUAGAGGAACAGCACUACAUGUGGCAGUAAAUGAGGACAAUGAAGAAUCUGUUAGAAAUCUUGUUGCUUCAAUCAUAAGUCACGAAAUUGAGGAGGCCCUUGAAUGUGUGAAUGAAAAGGGGGACACUCCAUUGCACCUUGCAGCAUCAAGAGGAUUCAAAGAUAUAUGCAAAUGUAUUAUAGGAGAAAAUGGUGAAAGGAAGCAUUUGAUUGAUAUCUAUAACAACGAUGGAGAGACUCCUUUAUUUCUUGCUGCAUUGUCUUGCCAAAAACAAACUUUUGUUUAUCUUUUCAAAUUGUAUGAUUAUCAUAAUCCUUAUAAUUAUUAUAAAUUUAUUAGAUGCAAUGGAGAUAGUAUUCUUCACUGUGCCAUCAGGAGAGAAGUUUUCGAUUUGGCGCUUAUAAUAAUCAAUAACUAUUCGUUUCUUACUGUCAUUCCGAACGAAGAAGGAUUUAGCCCUCUCAAACUUCUUGCUACUAGGCCCUCAGCAUUCAAAAGUGGAUGCAAGAUGAUAUGGUGGAAGUGGAUUCUGUACCAUUGUAUACCCGUGGGAACCCUAAAUGUGGAAGACGCUAUGGAAUAUUAUGGCAUGAAACAAGAUAAGUCAAGCUCCCCCAACAAUUGUCCAGCGAACUAUGACACGUGUUAUCUCUUUUUUCAAAAAUGUAAAGAGAAACUGAAGGGAGUGCUGACGAAACAAACUAAUUGUACUGCUGAAUAUGGAUCUAAAGAUAUGGGAGAGAAACCCAAACCCAAAAUUCUUCGAGAAUACUAUGCUACAUGUCUUUUGUUUAUGAAGUUAGCAUUCAGCUACAUCCUUGGUGUUUUAGGAAUAGGGGUUGAAGAAAUUAAAAAGAUGAAGCAAAAACACAAAUGGAGUGGUCAACUAUUGAACAGAUUUAUGGAGUCGCCUUAUCAAUCGUAUUCGCCAAUCGGCACCAAACAAGUACAAUAUGUUAAAUCUGCUUGCGAGAAUAGCCCAGGGGAGACAGAGUUUUUGACAAGAGCGGAACGUGGAAAAGCAGUUUAUAAGAAACUGGAAAGUGAGACAGCAAUUUUGACAGCAGCAAAAAAUGGCAUAGUUGAAAUAGUGAAUGAGCUUAUAACAAAAAUACCAAGUUCAAUAUACGAUGUUAACUUGGAAAAUAAAAAUGUAUUACUUCUAGCAGUUGAGAACAGAAGAACCAAUGUUGUUGAGGCAUUAAGAAAACGGUUUAAAGAGGGUAAAACAGAGGCAAUAUUUGAUAACUUAAUCCAAGGUGUGGACAAGGAAGAGAACACUGUGUUACAUUUAGCAGCUACAAUGUAUGAUGACUAUAAUCAAGAUGGUUACAUUUCUGGAUCUGCCUUUAAAAUGAUGUGGAAUAUCAAAUGGUUUGAGUACACUAAUGGACUAGUGCCAGAACAUUUCACAGUUAGAACAAACAAAAAGAACAAAACAGCAGGAGAAAUAUUCAAGAAAACACAUGCAACGCUGGAAGAAUAUGGUAAUGCAUGGUUCAAAGAUAUUUCUGAGUCUUGUUCUGUAGUAGCAGUACUCCUGGCCGGCGUUGCCUUUGCUACGUCAAGCACAGUGCCGGGCGGCAACAAAAGUGAUACAGGCGAGCCAACAUUGAAAGGAAAGCCUGCAUUUGAUACAUUUGCCAUGUCUUCACUAAUUGGUCUUUGUUUCUCUGUCGCUGCACUCAUAAUGUUCCUUGCUAUAAUCACCUCUAAAAAAGAAGCCAAAGAUUUCAGAGUUGAUUUGCCAAGGAAGCUUCUUUUAGGAUUGAGUUCUCUUUUCUUGUCGAUGGUUGCAUUGUUUGUUGCUUUCUGUUCUACUCAUUUCUUUUUGAUUGACGACAAGUUCAAACACAUUGUGUUUCUGAUUUAUUCAGUCACGUGCUUCCCUUUGACUUUGUAUGCAGUAUCACAACUUCCACUUUACAUUGAACUUCUGAGAAAUAUUUUCAUCAAAGUUCCAAAGACAGGUGAUAAGGAGAAGGACGUUUAACGGAGAAAUGCAAUGAAAAUGUGUUUGGCUUGAGUACUACUUACUACAUAUGUUAAGAGCAGUAUAAAUAUUUAUUUGUAUGCUUAAUGUUGGAUUGUGGUUUUUUUGUGAGACUCUUAUACUAUGUAUUAUGUCUAAAAUAGCAGGAGUAAUGAGAAUUUCAAAUUUCAACAUA